Nematocida parisii ERTm1 is the source of this 799-nucleotide messenger RNA. RefSeq lists its product as uncharacterized. The coding region runs from base 1 to 786 and encodes 261 amino acids. The record is from RefSeq and is a predicted model, not a curated record. The transcript has a single exon. Lineage: Eukaryota; Fungi; Microsporidia.
AUGAUCAAAUUUGUAAAGGUUGCAGGCAUAUCAUCGCUCUUUUUACUGGGCAUAAGAUCAGAAGCUUCGUAUUUUGACUCUGCAUUUGAGCUAAAUAAAUCUGGAUAUUUAUACAAUCUGGGAGCAAAGGGCUAUAUAGGGCGCGACACGGCUAAGAAAGAGGUAGCCAAGAUACUUGAGGAGCCAAGGCUAGCGAUUCGAUUUCGCAGCUAUUUAAAUGGAAAAACUGGGGACGCUGGGUUUGUGUUCAUAGAAGACAAAAAAAUGGAAGCCCCAGAAACCCCAGGAAAUAUGCCAGGUAAGACUGAGAUUUUUGGAAAAGACGCGCUAAAGACUUGUGGGUACAGUGUUCCUAGAAAGGUUGUUUUGGACUCAUACGAUGCGUCAAGUCAUUUUGGUUUUUUUAUUACGCCGCCAGUGCUUUUGCAUGAGAAUGCAUUCAAUCUAAUGGUGGGGAAUGAGUGUAUUACUGUAGAUAAAGAAACCAAUAUGUUAAUGGCGGCCAUUUGUGUUGACUCUCCGAAUGAAGACAGAAACUAUCAAAUGUUUUCCUGGGUGGACUCUGGGCAGUACAACCGAGGAGUAGAUCCUAUAACGUAUAGACCCAACCCCAAUGUAUACGCCAAAAACAAACCUGAUGAUGAUAGCAGAAAAGAAGAAUGUAAGAAGCAUAAAGUAUCGGGUGUGUUUCAUGCCCAUCUUAAGAACCCCUCAAACCUUGCGUUUGAUGGCCCAUAUCGGCCGGAGCAUGGAAGAUCCCAGCAGCCAGAUUACUGUGGCCACUAGAGUGUUUUGUUUC